AUGUUAACUCGCAUUUUGAAAGUUGGCCGCACAUCCAUAAGGGUCAGGGGUGCAUUCCCAAUACGAUCCAUAUGGACUUUACAACCAUUAUUGAACUCAAAUUCAUCCCCUUUGGGGGUAGACCGUUCUGUAGAAUCCAAUGUUAAAUCUGAAACCAACAGGCUUGCAAAAGGUGGUAAGAAAUUUUGGGAAAACGUUACACUAUCCGUCACACCAAAUAGAGAAAUUCAAUUGGAACUAGAUUCCAAACCUAUCAAGACACCAUUAGGUAAUAAACUGGCAUUCAAUGAAAGCAAGAAACUUUUGGCACUUCUAUUACAAAAAGAAUGGGAAGCUGUAUCAGAGUCGACGGUCAAACAACACGCACUACCCUUAACUUCGUUGGUUUCAAGAUGUAUCGACCUCGAAAUUACAAAUGGACCGAAUAGCGAUGUUGAAUUAAGAACUAAAAUUGGAGGUGACAGAUCUUCGAUCAACAAAGAUUUAUUAAGAUACCUGGAUACAGACACAUUGUUAGUCUUCUCUCCGAGAGAUGAAUACGAAGGAGACCUAAGAGCCGCUCAGGAUGAAUUGUAUUUACCAAUAAUUAAGUCAAUGGAAGAAUUUUUAACAGAUAAUUAUGCUGAUGCGCACAAGACAGUGUCCUUAAGAAUAUUAGAUGCUGAUAUCCAUGGACUAAGAGGUAAUGCCCAAGACCCAGCUACAAAAGCUGCUGCUACCACAUAUUUGGAUAGUCUCUCUUUAUGGAAUCUGGCUGUAUUCGAAAAGACCGUCUUAUCGACUAAAUCUUUCAUUUGUGGUAUUCUAUUAUUACAAAAUAAGGCUAAACAUAACAACGUUAAUAAUCUUAAAUAUUCUGUUGAUGAUAUAGUGAGAGCGUCCACAUUGGAGACAAUAUAUCAAACGGAACGGUGGGGUGAAGUUGAAGACACACACGAUGUGAGUAAACGUAACAUAAAACGUAACGUUAAUGCUGCAUCUAUAGUAGCAUUCAAUAAGUAG
Maudiozyma barnettii is the source of this 1002-nucleotide messenger RNA. RefSeq names its product ATP synthase complex assembly protein ATP12 (gene ATP12). The record is from RefSeq and is a predicted model, not a curated record. Lineage: Eukaryota; Fungi; Ascomycota; Saccharomycetes; Saccharomycetales; Saccharomycetaceae. The transcript has a single exon. Gene Ontology annotation, biological process: mitochondrial proton-transporting ATP synthase complex assembly. The coding region runs from base 1 to 1002 and encodes 333 amino acids. Gene Ontology annotation, cellular component: mitochondrion.